Messenger RNA from Fusarium verticillioides 7600, 2092 nucleotides. RefSeq lists its product as hypothetical. The transcript is spliced from 4 exons. The record is from RefSeq and is a predicted model, not a curated record. The coding region runs from base 190 to 1860 and encodes 556 amino acids. Lineage: Eukaryota; Fungi; Ascomycota; Sordariomycetes; Hypocreales; Nectriaceae.
CCGCAGACUGUUAACUUGAAACCCUCAAAAAUCACUGCUUUGAAAGGCCACAAACAACCUUACAUCUUCCAGUACCGUGAAGCAUCACAGCUACAAAGUCUCUAGGUGCUGUUGUCGCAUCAUCCAAAAUCCUUUCCUGGUGUACUCGCUCAGCCAAACUUGUUGCCACAACUUUAGUCACGUCCCACAAUGGGCCCUUCAGAUUUAAGGCUGUACCGUCAUUGCCCUGAUGAUUUGGAGCCCAAGACUGUUCUCGACUUUGGCUUUAGAGGGGGCGGUGGAGGCGGGAGUGGUGGUUGGGUGGCUAGAAGACCAACAUCAGAGGACGCAACUCAUCAACAAGGCGAUUCCGAGGCAAAAGUUCAAAGUUCCCUAUCAAAGAUAGACAUACCGGAUUCCCUAGACGGCUCAUAUCAUGGUAAUUGCACAAAUGGCAAAUACCCUACGACGAGCACUGAACAAACCAAAGGGCGGGAGUAUGUUAUUAAAAGGCUCUCUCCGUCCUUUGAGUGUUCCAAAAAUUCUGCCCAUGAUGCUCCCAUCAAUCCCGGCAUCGAGGACUCCGUCACUGUGCCCAAGGCAUCCAACUUCACGUUGUCAGAUAUUCCGGAUAACACAUCUGAUGCACAAUACUACACAGAUAGUGUUGACUCUUCUUCAGGUACUGAUAGAACACCAUCAACUUCUGAUGUUAUCGAAAGAAGAAAAGGUCAUAUAGUAGACCUCCUGAUGGUCAGACUUCAAGAAUGGCUGGACUCAACCCUGCGAGAGCGAGGUAGUAGCAACGGGCAAGGCAGUUCAGAAUUUACUCAAAGAACAGGGACGACAGUUCUCAAUUACUUGGGUCAGAUACCAGACAAUCCACCUACUCAAAAGCGCCGAAGAGAGUAUUCCGAUGAUGAAUAUGACGAGAACAACGACGGGGCACCAGAUAGAAACCAGAAGGAGACGUGGGCAAUGCAUGAACCUGCAGAGAUGAGAUAUGUCUGUCCUUUCUUUAAACACAACCGCGAGAGAUAUCAGACAUCUCAGUGGAAAAGCUGCUGUUGGCCAGGUUGGACAUCUGUUUCUCGAGUCAAGGAACAUCUUUAUCGUCGACACAUCCUACCCAAAUUCCGCUGCAAUAGAUGCAGGCAAGACUUCAAGUCAGCCUUCAACCUGAAUGAACAUCAGAGGGCCGACAAUAUUUGCCAGAGGCAGAAUGAAGACCUCGCAGAAGAGGGCAUCAACGAAGAACAGGAGAGAUUACUCCGUGUUAGAAAGAGGAAUAAUGGAAAAUCUCGACAAGUAGCGGAAGAAGAGAAGUGGGUUGAUAUGUACAAGAUUCUCUUUCCUGACGACAGCCCAGUCCCUACUCCAUUUCCCGAAUUAUGUCAUUUGCAAUCCGGACAAGAAUUCGUGCUGCCUAGGGCAAAUGUGCUGGACAGUUUUGAGGACUACGCACGACGUGAGUUUUCAAGACGUAUGCGGCCCCGUAUGGAGAGUUUAGUCGAUGGAAUCCUAGAACAAGCGCUCACCUCUCAAACGAUCACCGAUGUCGCCAAUAACGUCCUCCAAGGUAUUAUGGAAUCCUUUCGUGAGAGUCAAAACCAAGAGGCUUGCCAACCAGAAUCCCAGAACUCGAGAAACCCUAGCCCUCAGCAGAGGCCUGUUGAAGGCUCUACCCAAGUGCCUCAAUCAAGCCAUGCUUUUGACGGUGGCCCCUAUUCGAACUUGGAAAUUGACCUGGAUGAUAUACUAAACUCUCUUGAUUCUAAUCAGUCAUUUGAUUUUGAGCAAUGGGGAGCGGAAGAUGAAGGCACGAGCACAUUUCAUCCUUUUGCGCUCCAGGUUGAGCAGUACAAUGAGGCAAACGCUUGAGGAAGAGGAGUCUCAGCGAGUAGGAAACCUUCUGCCCUAUAAUCAGGGCACUAGGAAUGGCUAAUUUAAAUGACCAGUAGGUUAUACUAUAUCUUAGUCUUUUUGUCCCUGAAGUUGCUGGUCUGAAGGUUUAUUACAUCUCUAGGAGGAGCUAUCCCGCUGGUAUCUCAAGUUCUCGUAUUAUGUAUACAGCUGUGCCUAAUCAUGGGCUUUAUGUGAACUUUAUGAUACC